CUCAGCCUUGCACCCCCGGGGUCGCCACUGUCUCACGUUGUCCAGAGCAGCCAGGGACUCCCCAUGUGUCUGUGGCUGACUUGAAUUUCUGAUCCUCUUGCCUCCACCUCCCGAGUGCUGAGAUUUCAGGUCUCUGGCUUCUCUGGAACACCCACUCUGGAGCCAUGGUUCAUGCCUUCCUCAUCCAUACCUUGAGGGCCCCAAAUUUGGAAGAUACAGGCCUUUGCCGAGUGCUCUACUCCUGUGUCUUUGGUGCUGAGAAGUCACCCGAUGAUCCACGGCCACAUGGUGCAGAAAGGGACAGGCUCUUCCGCAAGGAACAGAUUUUGGCCGUGGCCAGACAGGUGGAGUCACUGUGCAGGCUGCAGCAGCAAGCAUCUGGAUGUCCCUCCACAGACCUGCAGCCUCAGUUCUCAGAUGAGCCUGUGUCCUUGCAUGAGGCCCCUCAUGGAGCCUUCUACCUGGGAGCUGGGGACCCUUUCCAGGAGCCACAGACAGUGGUGUGGCUGGGUGUGCUCUCCCUAGGCUUUGCCCUGGUGCUGGAUACCCAGGAGAACUUGCUGCUGGCUGAGAGCACCCUUCGGCUGUUGGUCCGCCUCCUUCUUGACCACCUCCGGCUGCUGACACCGGGUAGCAACUUCUUGCUGCGAGCUGACCGCAUUGAGGGAAUCCUCACCCGCUUCCUGCCGCAUGGGCAGCUGCUUUUCCUCAAUGACCAGUUUGUCCAGGAGCUGGAGAAGGAAUUCAGUGCUGCUUGGCCCCGCUGACCCUCCCCUAGAAUGAGGCUUCUUGAAAGGACGAAGAGGGAGGGUAAAGAUUACAUACUUCCAGGAGAAGUUUGGCAUCUGCCUCGUGCCCAGGCUGCUUCCUAGUCUGAUGUAUGGUGGCAUUCAGGACAGAUUGAUUGGCCAAGCUGGCAGAAGAGGUCUGGGUAGAAGACAGGAGGCUGGCUGUGCCUAGUCUCAAUUCAGUGGAAUUACAGAGCAUCCUGAACCUGGAACUGCCGUGUGCCUUCUUACACUCUGGAGUGUCACCAUGGUAGUCCUUGACUCCACUUCCUUCCCGCUCUCCUAGCUGCCUGCACUGGAGCAGUUAAUGCCUGCCAAGACUUUAGCUCACCUUCUCUGUAACCCCAGCACAAAAGGAGUCUUUGAGACUCCCUUCAAGGGGAGGGAGCUGGGCUGGUACCCUGAUAUCUAUCUAUCUAUCUAUAUAUAGAUAGAUAGAUAUCUGCCAGGCAAGCUGAGAGCUAACAGCUUUUCUCGUCUGCUGGCUGGCAAAUGCCAGGCAUCUGGCCCAGGUGAUGUCUUACUUUGAAUUAAAAAUAAUGGCUGUCUGA
Messenger RNA from Peromyscus eremicus (cactus mouse), 1339 nucleotides. It is a transcript of the gene Ap5s1, whose product is annotated as adaptor related protein complex 5 subunit sigma 1. NCBI's taxonomy places the organism in Eukaryota, Metazoa, Chordata, Mammalia, Rodentia, Cricetidae. Gene Ontology annotation, biological process: endosomal transport; double-strand break repair via homologous recombination. The coding region runs from base 165 to 767 and encodes 200 amino acids. The record is from RefSeq and is a predicted model, not a curated record. Gene Ontology annotation, cellular component: AP-type membrane coat adaptor complex; late endosome; cytosol. The transcript has 3 exons.